Messenger RNA from Tupaia belangeri chinensis (Chinese tree shrew), 1749 nucleotides. It is a transcript of the gene PYCR2, whose product is annotated as pyrroline-5-carboxylate reductase 2. The transcript is spliced from 7 exons. Gene Ontology annotation, molecular function: pyrroline-5-carboxylate reductase activity. The record is from RefSeq and is a predicted model, not a curated record. Gene Ontology annotation, biological process: L-proline biosynthetic process. Lineage: Eukaryota; Metazoa; Chordata; Mammalia; Scandentia; Tupaiidae. Bases 246 to 1208 code for a protein of 320 amino acids.
GGCAGGGUGGGCGUAUCUGCCACUCGCGCCGGGCUAGGUGAGCGAGAGGGGUGGUGGGUUCUUUCGCAGGGUUUACCCGAUCGUGGCUCCGGCCCAGGACCCGGCCAGGAAGUGUCCGAGACGCGCUCCGUCUGCUUCCCCGGGUGAGCGCCGGUCGGAGCCUGCUCUCCGCCCCUCCCCUAGCAGCGUCUGCCGGCCCACGCCGAGCGCGUUCCCGCGGCCACCUGCGAACCUGAGCCGGGACCAUGAGCGUGGGCUUCAUCGGCGCCGGCCAGCUGGCCUGUGCCCUGGCGCGGGGCUUCACGGCCGCAGGCAUUCUGUCGGCGCACAAGAUCAUAGCCAGCUCCCCGGAAAUGGACCUGCCCACGGUGUCAGCGCUCAGGAAGAUGGGCGUGAACCUGACGCGCAGCAACAAGGACACGGUGAAGCACAGCGAUGUCCUCUUCCUGGCCGUGAAGCCGCACAUCAUUCCCUUUAUCCUGGACGAGAUCGGGGCUGAUGUGCAGGCCAGGCACAUCGUGGUCUCUUGUGCGGCUGGUGUCACCAUCAGCUCUGUGGAGAAGAAGCUGAUGGCGUUCCAAGCAGCCCCCAAAGUGAUCCGCUGCAUGACCAACACACCCGUGGUGGUGCGGGAGGGCGCCACGGUGUACGCCACGGGCACCCACGCGCUGGUGGAGGACGGGCAGCUCCUGGAGCAGCUCAUGAGCAGCGUGGGCUUCUGCACCGAGGUGGAGGAGGACCUGAUUGACGCCGUCACAGGGCUCAGCGGCAGUGGGCCUGCCUACGCAUUCAUGGCCCUGGACGCGCUGGCUGAUGGUGGGGUGAAGAUGGGCCUGCCACGGCGCCUCGCGGUUCGGUUGGGGGCCCAGGCCUUGCUGGGCGCUGCUAAGAUGCUGCUGGACUCGGAGCAGCAUCCAGGCCAGCUCAAGGACAAUGUCUGCUCCCCAGGGGGGGCCACCAUCCAUGCCCUGCACUUCCUAGAGAGUGGGGGCUUCCGCUCCCUGCUCAUCAAUGCCGUCGAGGCAUCCUGUGUCCGAACACGAGAGCUGCAGUCCAUGGCCGACCAAGAAAAGAUCUCCCCAGCAGCCGUUAAGAAGACCCUCCUGGACAGAGUGAAGCUGGAGUCCCCCACAGUGUCCACACUGGCCCCCUCCAGCCCAGGGAAGCUCCUCACAAGAGGCCUGGCCCCAGGAGGCAAGAAGGACUAAGGCAGCCUCUACCCUCCUCUCUGCAAUUCAGAGCCCUCGAUUGAGGGGCCUGCACCCCCCGCCCUCUCCCAGCUAUGCAGGGCGAGGGCAGACUCCAGUAGUUGUCAGGUUCCUGUGGUAAAACCCGCAGACCGAGCAGCGCUGGUUUCCUCCUGUCGCACGUGGAAGGGGCUCUGAAGGGGUGGCUGAUGCCGAAGCCAGAUGCAGCCCUGCUGUUGAUAGGGAGGGAGGGUGGGGCUGGGACGCAAGCAAGUCAGCCCUGCUCCUGGGAAGGUUAGCAGGUCCCUUCAGCCGGAACCCAUGGUGGGGUCAGUUUGACACCAAGGCGAGGAGGUGAGGACAAAGCUGGAAGGGCUGUCCUCUGAACUGAUGGAAGGGGAGACGAGCAGCUCAGGAUGGCCACAGUGGGUCCGAAGUGUUCAGAAUUGGACUACGCUUGGAUUCAACUCUGCUCAUACGUGCGCAUUUCAAAAUGUUAUUCAGUACUAGGUUCAGCUGCUUUAAUAAAGCUUAUUUGCUAUUCUGCUUUUCUCAUGUUUAA